AUGGCGCCAUCUCUGGAGGAGCCUCUACAGCCCGUUGACGAUGCUUUUGAACAAAUCAAAAAGAAAGCGCCGCAGCUUGUCGCCAAGGAGCCUGAAAAUUGCCCAGGUCCAACUGGGGAAUCGGCUGGAAAGGCAGAUGCAUGCGCUGGAUGCCCGAAUCAACAGAUAUGUGCUUCCGCGCCGAAAGGACCUGAUCCGGACAUACCAAUCAUCACCCAGCGUCUUGCCGGAGUCAAACACAAAAUCUUGGUCUUGAGUGGCAAAGGAGGAGUAGGGAAGAGCACCUUCACCACCAUGCUUGCGCAUGCUUUCGCCAGCAAUGUUGAUAACAUGGUCGGCAUAAUGGACACCGACAUUUGUGGACCUAGUAUCCCGAAGAUGAUGGGCGUCGAGGCGGAAACGAUUCACGUGACAAGUACUGGAUGGGAACCAGUCUGGGUCAGCGACAAUCUGGGAGUCAUGAGCGUGCAGUUUAUGCUUCCCAACAGAGAUGAUGCGGUCAUCUGGAGAGGACCGAAGAAGAACGGUCUCAUCAAACAGUUCUUGAAAGAUGUAGAGUGGGGCGAGAUGGACUACCUGGUAGUCGACACUCCGCCUGGCACUUCGGACGAACAUCUCAGUGUCAACAGCUUCCUGAAAGAGGCUGGAAUCGACGGUGCAGUACUUGUGACGACUCCUCAGGAAGUCAGCCUACUGGACGUCCGCAAAGAGAUCGACUUCUGCCGAAAGGCCGGCAUCAAGGUUCUGGGCUUGGUGGAGAAUAUGAGUGGAUUUGUCUGCCCCAAAUGCACCCAUCAAAGCGAGAUUUUCAGGCCUACGACUGGUGGUGGCCGCCGACUAGCCACGGAGACCGGUGUGCCUUUCUUGGGUGCUGUCCCGCUAGACCCGAGGAUUGGAAUGGCCUGCGACUAUGGCGAGAGCUUUUUCGACAACUUUGGCGAUUCUGCCGCAUGCAAAGCACUCAAAGACGUAGUGCGAGCAGUCGGAGAGCAAGUCGGCGUGCCUGCUGAUCAAGUCGUUGCAGAGGACUGA
Lecanosticta acicola is the source of this 1032-nucleotide messenger RNA. The record is from the annotation of a GenBank genome assembly. NCBI's taxonomy places the organism in Eukaryota, Fungi, Ascomycota, Dothideomycetes, Mycosphaerellales, Mycosphaerellaceae.